This is a messenger RNA of Peronospora farinosa, 1170 nucleotides long. NCBI's taxonomy places the organism in Eukaryota, Oomycota, Peronosporomycetes, Peronosporales, Peronosporaceae. The record is from the annotation of a GenBank genome assembly.
AUGCGCAGUCCACUGAGCUUUGAAGCUUAUGGCGGAAGCUUGUGGCUUAGUAAAGAGCCAUUUUUCCUCAAAGGUGCAAGUUUUUUUGGCAUGGAGAGUGAUAUCUGCGUCCCGCAUGGAUUGUGGGGUGGACCAGACUCUACGACACUUGCAACCGUUGCGCAAUUGCUGCGUUCGAAUGGAUUUAAUCUUGUUCGAGUGCCUUUGGCUGUGACUGCAGUGGCAAAUAACAUCGUGGUGGAUCGUUACAAGAUUGGCAAUGAAGUGGCAUUACUCGAGACCUUUGAAGGACGAGAAUUACGGUACUUGGAUGUACUGGACUACAUGGUGCACGAGUUAGAGCGUCACAAUCUGCUGGUACUACUGGAUGCUCAUGUGAUGCAACCUGCUGGUGCUAUUACAUCCUUGUGGUAUGAUGAUGAUCAAGGAUGUCCGGAGACAGUGGUGGCAAAAAUGUGGGCCUCGCUGGCAACAAGGUAUGCGAGCCAGUGGAAUGUUCUUGGUGCAGACUUGAACAAUGAACCUCAUGGCGAGGCGACGUGGGGAUCAGGAGAUGUUAGGACCGACUGGAGACUUGCUGCCAUGAGGCUGUCGGAGAUAGUAUUAAAGAUAUGUUCUCGGUGGCUGAUCUUUGUUGAAGGUGUCCAGACCACAGGCUGUGACUCGGGACACGAGAUGCCGUGUUUCUGGGGAGAGAAUCUACAGGCGGCAAUUGUAUAUCCUGUGAAGUUGUGUGUGGACCAUCGCCUCGUGUAUUGUCCGCAUACGUACGGCCCUGCAGUGUCGUGGCAGCCGUAUUUUAAUGCGGCAAAUUUUCCAGAAAAUAUGCCGAGUGUAUGGGAUCAUCAUUUCGGAUACUUGAAGCACCAGACGGACGUGCCACUCGUGAUCGGGGAGUGGGGAGGUUGCCAUGAGAAUCGAAAAGAUUGGAGCUGGCAGACGCGAUUUGCCAAGUACGUGCAACAUAUUGGAGUAAGCGGUGUUGUCUACUGGUGUGUGAACCCGAACGGUAGCGACACGGACGGCUUGUUGUGUGCAGACUGGCGUACACCAAACGCAAAUGCUUUCCAGCUGAUGUCGCGCUUCACAGGGUCGCGUUUCCCGCUUUUUCUUGUUGUCCCUACAUUUCUUCAUGUCUUCGUUCCGCUCACUCAAACGAUUUCUUCCUGA